AUGAGCGAAAAUUGGGAUCAGUAUGAGUGGAUCGUGGUGGUGGGCGGCUUUCUGGCCUUCUUCACCGCCUACGGCAUUGGAGCCAACGAUGUGGCGAAUGCGUUCGCCACAUCGGUGGGCGCCAAGUCCAUCACGCUGGGCCAGGCCGUCGUCAUUGCCGGUAUUUUCGAGUUCGCGGGAGCCGUGUUGCUCGGAGCGUCCGUGACAGACACAGUGAGGAAGGGAGUGGCAGAGACAGAGCCCUUCGAGGAUGACCCAGAAAUCCUGAUGUACGGGAUGAUGUGCGUCAUUGCGGCGACGGGUCUGUGGCUCCUCCUGGCCUCCUACCUCGAGCUGCCAGUGUCCACGACCCACUCCGCCAUUGGUGGCAUCGUCGGUAUGGCCCUGACGGCGCACGGCUCCGAGGCCGUCGUGUGGUACGAGUUCGAUGACUCCAAGGAAGCGCUGAAGAAGUAUAAGGGCGUGGCGCCCAUCAUCGUCUCCUGGGUGGUGUCGCCCGUGUUGUCUGGCGUCCUUGCCGUCUUCCUCUUCUGGUUCGUGAGGACCUUCAUCCUGCGCCACGCCGACUCGAGGGCCAGGUCGUUCAUCUUCUUCCCCUUCCUGGUCGGUAUCACUAUCGCCCUGAAUGUGUAUUUCAUCAUCUACAAGGGCUUCAAGAGGAAGCUGGGCAAGGACAAGAAGGACCUGUCUGAGAUUCUGGGCGCCGGCUGGUCAACUCUCAUUGCAGUGGGCCUGGGCUCUAUCAUUGGCGUGUGCGUGUGGUUCUUCUUCAUCCCUUGGCUGCGAGUGAAGGUGAACGAGAACCUGAGGGAGAUGGAGAACGAGAACGCCUCUAACGUCGCCCUGAAGGAGGGCAAGAAAGGUGAGGAGGAAGAGCACAAGAACCCAGCCUCCCAGCACCACGCCGGGACCAGCAGCACUGGCUUCAUGGGUGCUGUCAACAAGCUAUCCGACCACGACGUGCACGGUGUGAUCGAAACCGACAAGCAGGUCGCUGACAUUUACGAGUCCUCCGAGUCCUUCGACCCGGGCACUGAGGAGUCCUUCAAGUACCUCCAGGUCUUCACCGCCACCAUGGAUUCCUUCGCCCAUGGUGCCAACGACGUUGCCAACGCCAUGGGACCAUUUGCUGCCAUCUGGGACAUCUACAGGAACAGGGGCUUCAGCGGCUCCAAGUCUGAUGUGCCCGAGUGGAUCCUGGUCAUUGGCGGCGCUGGCAUUACCGUUGGUCUGGCCACCUACGGCUACAAUAUCAUCCGUGCCAUUGGUGUCAAGCUGGUGAAGAUGUCUGCCUCCCGUGGGUUCGCCAUUGAGCUGGGUGCUGCCACCGUUAUCGUCGUGGGUUCCCGGUAUGGCAUUCCUUUGUCCACAACCCACUGCCAGGUGGGAGCCACCGUGGGAGUCGGCCUGCUGGAGGGCAGGAAGGGUGUCAACGUCCUGCUCCUGAUGAAGGUCAUCGUGGGCUGGAUCAUUACCCUAUUGGUUGUGGGAGGCACCACUGCCGCCUUCUUCGCCCAAGGCGUGUAUGCGCCAUCCCUCCCCAACCUGGAGGCCAUCAACAGGUUCAGCGACGGCCUGAAUGGCACCCUGACCGACAUGAACGGCCUCCUCGGCGACCUCGGUCAGGACGAGGCUGCGACUGGCUUCCGGGAGAGGUAUGAUGAGACCCUGGAGGUGGCCAUCGACCAGAGCGAGGCCCAGGCCGGCAUCAUUGACGAGGCGUUCACUCUUGUGGCCGAGCAGUGCAGAGCUCUGCAGUCUUAG
This is a messenger RNA of Ostreobium quekettii, 1764 nucleotides long. The record is from the annotation of a GenBank genome assembly. NCBI's taxonomy places the organism in Eukaryota, Viridiplantae, Chlorophyta, Ulvophyceae, Bryopsidales, Ostreobiaceae.